CAGGCAGAUGGCAGCACGGUCGAUCCUGGACACGCUGCGGGUCGUGCAGAUGGCCGACUCGCACGACGAGUACACUGAGGUCAUCGACAUCUUCUACAGACUCUCCUACGACCCAGAGGCGACCGUGCGCGUUGAGCUGAUGGACUCGCUGCCACACAUCGCGCUGCUCUGCCACGAGUCAUGGGGCAUGCCCAAGUGCAUCCUACCUGUCGUCGUCACCUACCUUCACGACUCCAACAACCAGGUAAGCUGUCGUUGUUACCUACCUACACGACUCCAACAACCAG
Priapulus caudatus is the source of this 287-nucleotide messenger RNA. RefSeq names its product serine/threonine-protein phosphatase 4 regulatory subunit 1-like. The record is from RefSeq and is a predicted model, not a curated record. The transcript is spliced from 2 exons. NCBI's taxonomy places the organism in Eukaryota, Metazoa, Priapulida, Priapulimorpha, Priapulimorphida, Priapulidae. The annotation marks the transcript as partial.